Messenger RNA from Branchiostoma belcheri (Belcher's lancelet), 818 nucleotides. Its product is annotated as Werner syndrome ATP-dependent helicase homolog. Bases 3 to 800 code for a protein of 265 amino acids. Lineage: Eukaryota; Metazoa; Chordata; Leptocardii; Amphioxiformes; Branchiostomatidae. The transcript is spliced from 7 exons. Gene Ontology annotation, molecular function: 3'-5' exonuclease activity; nucleic acid binding. Gene Ontology annotation, biological process: nucleobase-containing compound metabolic process. The record is from RefSeq and is a predicted model, not a curated record.
AAAUGGCGGAAGCAGACGAACAAGUUGACACGAGCGACUGUGGGGACUGUGGAAAGGCGAGAAAACAGAAGAGAAGGUUACCAGAAUGGAUGAAAAACGUCGUUGUAGACAAGGAUCAUACCAAAAUGAAGAGAAAACGGGGAGGGGCACAGAAAGGUCAGACGACUCUUGUUACAGACCUCCCUGUCCUGAAGUUCACUGGUAACAUCGUGUAUUGUUAUCAGAAAGAUGACUGUUCGUUUAUGUGUGAAGACAUCAUGAGUAAUUCAACAUCUGGCCCCAGCUGUGUAGUAGGGUUUGAUAUAGAGUGGCCUGUGACAUACACUGCAGGGAAAGAAGAAAAGACAGCAGUACUCCAACUCUGUCCCUCUCACAACAACUGUUACCUGUUCCACCUGUCUUGUAUGUCUGGCUUUCCUGGCGGAUUGAAGAAGCUUCUUGAGACUGAAUCGAUGAAGAAAGUUGGAGUGGGCAUCCAAGGAGAUGUGUGGAAACUGUUACGAGACUUUGACAUACAGAUGAAGGGAGGGGUGGACCUCUCCAACCUGGCCAAUCAGAAAACUGGCAGUGCAGAAAUAUGGAGCCUGGAUAACCUCUGCAAACAUGUGUUAAAGCAAAGACUGGAUAAAGACCCAGGAGUCAGGAAGAGUGACUGGAGACAGUACCCUCUCACCCCUACACAGAAGCAGUAUGCAGCAGCUGAUGCUUAUGCCGGUCUUCUUCUGUAUAACAAGUUGACACAGACACGAGGAAAAGGUAAUACUGACACAAUGAAAGAAGCAAUAUAUAAAAGGCAAUAAAAACUACAAAACACAUCU